Caenorhabditis angaria is the source of this 683-nucleotide messenger RNA. Lineage: Eukaryota; Metazoa; Nematoda; Chromadorea; Rhabditida; Rhabditidae. The record is from the annotation of a GenBank genome assembly.
AUGAUACGCUGGGUAGUGUUGAGUGUAUUUCUAAUUGUGUGUGAAGCUUGUCACCCAAAAAUCGAGCCGGUUACGACUACCACAGUGGCUCCUACGACACCUUCAACUACAGAGGCUACUACAGGUUGGUGAAUAUCGUAAAGCUGAAAAUGUUCUAUCAAAAAAAAAAAUGAAAAUUGCUCAUGUUAGGCUAGCGCUUGUUCAAAAAGCACUAUGUUUUCACAGGACCUCCAUGCCCUGAUGGUUGGACUCAAUCUGAUCGAAACGCAGGCACUUGGUGUCUACAGAUGGUAGACCUUACGGAUAAAACGUACACCGGGGCGCAAACUGCUUGCGCAGCUCUUGGUGGAGUUGUGUCAUCAGCCGAAACACCGACAGAAAUGACGCUGAUUUUCUCGCUACGUCUACAACCUUAUUCCUAUAUUAUUCUGGGUGCUCAACUAACCGCAGAUUGUCCGUGCACAGGAUCAAUCGUUUGCCCGGCGACAGCGACUUGUACAACACGAACAGCUUAUGAUUGGACAGAUGGUUUUGUGACGGGUCGAGAUGUUUUCGAUGCUGCGCCGGCUGCGAGUUUCGCUGACACUCUGUACUAUUCACCCGGAAUUGAGUUGUAUGUGAGCCCAGCGUCUUCUAUGAGUUCGAUUGGGAUUAAUGCAAUUUGUGGAAAACAGGGAAUGUAA